Molecule: messenger RNA, 1752 nt
Organism: Heteronotia binoei (common prickly gecko)
Lineage: Eukaryota; Metazoa; Chordata; Lepidosauria; Squamata; Gekkonidae
Gene: RFXANK
Product: regulatory factor X associated ankyrin containing protein
Exons: 9
Coding region: 212-1012 (266 amino acids)
Biological process (GO): regulation of transcription by RNA polymerase II
Cellular component (GO): nucleus
Molecular function (GO): protein binding
Source: RefSeq, a predicted model, not a curated record
CUCCCCCAUUCAUAAACUAAGUCUCCCCCUCUGCCCCUUUGUACCUCUUAAAGGGCCAGACCCCAGGCAGCAGGAGGAGCUGCCCCCAAAGUUCAGAUGCAUUGUGGGAAGAGAGAGUUGCUUUCAGUUUUGCACCAAAGGAAGAGGAGAAGCAAGGAGGAAGAGCUGCAGCACUCUGGAGGUCACAGAUUCACUAAGGACAGCAUCACCCAUGGGAGAAUGUGGGGCAUCUGGAAUUUUGGCCAGGGGCGUUGAGAGUUCCGAAGGAAUUCCUAUUGCUGAAAUGACGCGAACCGCCUUAGUGAGAGACCUGGAGGUGUCUGUGAGUGAUGUGGACGAGGCAGACACCUCGAUAAUCCUGCAUUUGCAGCCCUACUUGGAGGACACAGAUGACCUGCAGCCGGGUCAGGACCAGACGGCUUCGAAUGACGGUGGGCUCCUGAAGCAUUCGACCACUUUGACCAACCGCCAAAGGGGCAACAUAGUUUCUGCCUUGCCAGCUACUCUGGACACACUGUCCAUUUACCAGCUAGCAGCUCAGGGCGAGCUUACCCUGCUGAUGGAAAAUCUGCAGAAAGAUGAGAAUCUGGUGAACAAACCAGACAAGCGAGGCUUCACUCCGCUGAUGUGGGCCUCGGCUUUUGGAGAGAUGGAAAGCGUCCGCUGUCUCCUGGAACUGGGCGCUGACCCCCACGCCCUCGCACACCAGCGGGAAAGUGCCCUAUCACUCGCCAGUACUGGAGGAUACACCGGCAUUGUCAUCCUACUGCUGGAAAAGAAUGUCGACAUCAACAGCUAUGACUGGAACGGCGGGACCCCACUCUUGUAUGCUGUGCGGGGCAAUCACGUGAAAUGCGUCGAGACGUUGUUAGCACGAGGUGCCGAUCUUACCACUGAAGCAGAUUCUGGGUACACACCAAUGGACCUGGCUGUGGCACUGGGUCACAAAAAAGUCCAGCAGGUGAUUGAAAAUCAUAUUCUGAAAUUAUUCCGGAACAGAGAGACUGACUGAAGGAUCCCCUUUCUUGGUCCAGGGGAAUAACCUGCCAUGAAGAAUAAAGCAAGAACUGAAUCACACAAUUGCUGCGGCACCUGGGCAAGGGCGGUGGUUGGAAAUUCCAGGAACUGGAACUCUAGACUGUACUUCUUGCCAAGAGGGUAGGAGCCUUUGGAGUUCAGCCUCCUCUCUCUGGCCUGAAAACAAUGAGUAGGAUGUAUGGUGCUACUCCUCCUGGGUAAAACGUUUCCUCUUCCCUACAGCUGUGCCAUGUAGAUGGCAGACGGGGGGACACAGACCUCCAGAUUGCUCAUGUAAGUGAGUCGAGCCACAAACUGCUAUAAAAAAAAGAACUUGUUUGUUUCCCCAUGACUACAAGCCGGUCAUGUGCGUGUAUGUGUUUCCGGACUGUUUCCUAGUCACAUUUAAAAGAAAGAAAAACUUUAUGUAAGCAUUUAAAAAUUCAAAUGACUUCCUAAUAUGAAAUUUUGAGGGUUUCCAGGAAAAAAAAAGCUGCAAAGGGAAUGAAAUGUGCCUUUUCAUGCUGGCUUGCAAAUUGCCGCUUGGCUUGGCUGCCUGGGGUGAUUCGGGAUGACUUCUCCAGCUGAGUAAGAAUGAGAACAUUUGUAAAACGUGAAAACAGUUUGUGGAGGUUUUUGUUGUAUGCUGCAGUUGGAUCCCACGGCCUCAAAGGGCAAGCCAAAUGCUGUGGGCAGAGAGGGCUAAUAAAACCACUUUGUGGACUUUGAUCAAAA